UGAGUUUUUAGUGUGUAAUCUUUUACCGGUCAGACCAACCAGCUAUAUUGGUACUUCAAACCAAUAUUUAUUCAGUCACAGGUUAACAACUCGUGUCACACUGUAGAGUUAGUUAAUUAAUCACUACACAUGAUGAUGAUGGAAGGAAGGCAAGGAAAUAAGCUCCUAUUCACAAACAUUUUGUUCAUCCUUUUGCUUCAAUUGCUUGAUCUCUCCUUAGUAAUUGGGGCUAAGGUUCCUGCAAUCAUCGUGUUCGGCGACUCGUCCGUGGACGCAGGGAACAACAACUUCAUAUCGACGGUUGCUCGGAGCAAUUUCCAGCCAUAUGGACGUGACUUUAUGGGUGGAAAACCAACUGGGAGAUUCAGCAAUGGCAGAAUAGCAACAGAUUUCAUAUCAGAAGCUUUUGGAAUCAAACCAUACAUACCAGCAUAUUUGGAUCCUAGUUAUAACAUCUCACAGUUUGCUACCGGUGUCUCUUUUGCUUCUGCUGCUACUGGUUAUGAUAAUGCCACUUCAGAUGUCCUGUCUGUUAUACCAUUAUGGAAGCAAUUGGAGUACUACAAGGUUUACCAAAAGAAGCUAAGUGCCUAUCUUGGAGAAAAAAGGGCAAAAGAGACAAUUGCCAAAUCAUUGUACAUAAUAAGUCUAGGAACAAAUGACUUCCUAGAAAAUUACUAUACAAUUCCUGGCAGGGCAUCUCAAUACACACCUAGAGAGUAUCAAAAUUUUCUUGCUGAAAUAGCUGAGAAUUUUGUCCACAAACUUUAUGGUCUUGGUGCUAGGAAAAUAUCCCUAGGAGGUUUACCUCCUAUGGGGUGUUUACCUUUGGAAAGAACAACCAAUUUUGCUGGUGGGAAUGAUUGUGUGUCCAAUUACAAUAACAUUGCAUUAGAGUUCAAUGAUAAACUCAAUAAAUUAACAACAAAAUUGAAGAAGGACCUUCCUGGGAUCAAAUUGGUGUUUUCAAAUCCGUAUGAUAUUUUGUUGAGUAUUGUUAAAAAGCCAGCCCAAUAUGGAUUUCAAGUGACCUCAAUGGCAUGUUGUGCUACUGGAAUGUUUGAGAUGGGAUACGCAUGCAGCAGGGCUAGUAUUUUCAGCUGUGUGGAUGCUUCUAGAUUUGUAUUUUGGGAUUCAUUCCAUCCAACAGAGAAAACAAACGGUCUUGUUGCAAACUACUUGGUGAAGAAUGCGUUGGCUCAGUUUUUACAUUAGAAAGUUAUUUUCUGAAUUUGAUGUGUGUAAUAAUUUGGAGCCAAUGUUUUGAGUUUUUUUAAAUGGACUUUUUCGAUCAUUUCUACGUCUGAAUUGUUUGAAAAAUGCUUUUCCUUUUA
This is a messenger RNA of Cicer arietinum (chickpea), 1334 nucleotides long. Its product is annotated as GDSL esterase/lipase At2g04570-like. The record is from RefSeq and is a predicted model, not a curated record. Gene Ontology annotation, molecular function: hydrolase activity, acting on ester bonds. Lineage: Eukaryota; Viridiplantae; Streptophyta; Magnoliopsida; Fabales; Fabaceae.